AUGCAGCCAAAUAUUUUGAUGCUUGGUUAUAAUUCUCAUUGGUUAAAGCAAUGUGUUUCUGAUAAAUCUAAAUAUGAAGAAUAUAUGGGGGUUAUUGCUGAUGCUUUUGAUGCAAAAAUGGCUGUUUGUGUGUUUCGAAAUGAAAAUGAUGGUUUAGAUCAUUCAGCAUUACUUUCAGAAGAAGAACAAUUAUUUGUUCGUUUACCUGAUUUGCUUAAUUCUGAUCGUAAUUCAACACUACAGGAUGAUUUAAGUAGAGGAGUAGAGGCACGUAAGAUUCGUCCAAAAGCAAAAUCCUCGUUACGCCCCUCUGCCUCUUCAACGGCAAUUAUCUUUCCUUCAGGGAAAUUUGAUAAUCCAUUUCAAAUAGAAAGAAAUCUAAGCGGAAAUUCGCUUGAUUCACAACCAAAAAAGAAGAAAAAACAAAGAAGAAGACAUUCACCUUUAUCUAUUAAUUCCUCUUUUGGAUGUCGAAUUAAUAAAUUUGAUCAAUUUCAUUGUAGACCACUACCAAAUACUAAAUUUCGUACACAACUCCGUGGAGGAUUUGUUGAUGUUUGGUGGUUACAGGAUGAUGGAGGCCUUUUAUUAUUAUUGUCACAUUUACUUCGAGAACAUAAUACUUAUUUACCUAAUGCAAAAUUGCGUGUAUUUACAAUUUGUUCGAGUAAAUUAGAUCCAAUUAAAGUUUAUCAAAAUUUAGUAGAAUUACUCAAAAAAUUCAGAAUUUAUUUUUUUAUGGUACAUGUUUUCUCUGAAGAUUAUGAUCGUCAAAAACUUUAUACAGAAACAUUAGAAGAAUAUGAAGAACUUAUGGAAUUACUUAAAAGGAAAUCUUCAAAUGAUGAAUUUAUAAUAACUGAUGAAAUGUUGGAGAGAACGAGGGAAAGAACAUAUAGAUAUUUGAGACAUAGAGAAUUACUUUUAGAAUUUUCUUCAGCUUCUUCAGUCGUUUUAAUCUCACUUCCAGCAGCUUCUAGCGCUGUAGUUCUCUCACCUGUUUAUGCACUUUGGCUAGAAUUAUUAUCUCGAGAUAUGCCUCCAAUGCUUUUUGUAAGGGGAAAUGAUAAUUCUGUGAUUACUUUUUACUCAUAA
This is a messenger RNA of Meloidogyne enterolobii, 1095 nucleotides long. Lineage: Eukaryota; Metazoa; Nematoda; Chromadorea; Rhabditida; Meloidogynidae. The record is from the annotation of a GenBank genome assembly.